Molecule: messenger RNA, 1633 nt
Organism: Cherax quadricarinatus
Lineage: Eukaryota; Metazoa; Arthropoda; Malacostraca; Decapoda; Parastacidae
Source: RefSeq, a predicted model, not a curated record
UCCUAGAGAGACGUGGGUGCCUAACACACUCAAUCCUUGUUUCUCCUAGAGUGUCUAGAUUAUUUGAUUAAUACGAAGCUCUAAUUCUGUGUGGACAUCCUUCACGGCAAGGUUCAAUAACAGUCGAGUUAAGGGCACUAAACAAGCAGUUAAAUCAAGGGACUCUAGUACAUAGAUUAGUACCUGCUAUCCCAGGAACCUAGAAGGCAGGGGUACGAAUAAACUUACUAGAACGAUGACAUCUUGGACGCUCAACGCCCAGAAACUCAGCGGAAGUGACUCCUCUGUGAUGGUUGUGAGUGCCGGAGAUCAGAUCACAUACUCGUGGCACAACGUCAACGUCUACUCCACCCCGGAUGCUGGUACCAGCUCUGGCAUCUUCAGGAGGAGGCAGCAGGAGACGGCUAGAGAGAAACACAUCCUGAAAGAUGUGACGGGAAUCUGUCGCCCUGGAGAGCUGCUGGCUAUCAUGGGAGCUUCUGGAGCUGGUAAAACGACUCUUCUGAACGUUCUGACUCACCGCAACAACGACAAGCUUAGAAUAACAGGAGAUCUGUUUGUCAAUGGUCGUUCCGUGGACCCCGACGCCCUCACCAGCCGUUCAGCUUACGUUCAACAGGAUGAUCUGUUCAUCGGAAUGUUAACUGUUAGAGAACAGUUGAUAUUCCAGGCAAUGUUGAGGAUGGACCGUCAUUUGACCUAUGACCAGAGGAUGACCCGUGUAGAUGAAGUUAUCAUUGAGCUUGGACUAACAAAGUGUGCUGAGACCAAGAUCGGCGUCCCAGGUCGAAUUAAGGGUAUCUCUGGUGGGGAGAUGAAGAGGCUGGCCUUUGCUUGUGAGGUGUUGACCAACCCGCCGUUGAUGUUCUGUGAUGAGCCAACGUCUGGUCUAGACUCCUUCAUGGCUCAGAAUGUUGUAGCAGUGAUGAAGAAUAUGACUGAGAGAGGCAAGACCAUCAUCUCUACCAUACAUCAACCCAGCUCUGAAGUUUAUGCUAUGUUUGACCGUGUCCUGCUCAUGGCUGAGGGUCGAGUCGCCUUUCUAGGGGAGGUCGACGCUGCCUAUCAGUUUUUUAGCAGAUAUACAGAAGCAAUUUCCAUGCGCAGUAUCAAUACUAAAGCAAUUCUUAAAGCUUUAACUAAGUUUAUUUCUUGCUUUGGCAUUUCUAAAUCUAUUCAAAGUGAUCAAGAAUGUCAAAAUGCUUUUACGAAAGCAGAAAGAAUCCUUUGUACUGCACCCAUUCUCCUGUCUCCUGAUUUCUCCAAACCUUUCAAGUUACAGAUUGAUGCUUGUGAGUCUAGGGUGAGGGCAGUACUUCUCCAAUCUGGGGACGAUGGGUUGCAGCCGGUGGCUUAUUUCUCCGCCAAGUAUCAGCCACAUCAGAGGACCUACUCCACAAUUGAAAAAGAAGCCCUCGCUCUGAUACUGGCCUUGGAGAAUUUUGAAGUAUAUGUGCGCCAGACCUCUCAGAAUAAUUCAGCCAUUUUUCAGCAUGUCAGCAUCAACAAUCACAAUAUUCACUGGGAAGCUGCCACCAUCAAACACAAAUCACACUGCAAGUACAAAUGCAAAAUCAUAGAAUCUGUCGUCAUUGCUACCACUUUCAAUUUCAUCAUCUCACAGAGACAGUAG